UGUCGCCUUCAAAUAAUCGAGCACUCACUUCACUAGCAACGGCUUUACGCGUGCUGAAUCUGCAGCAAUUUACUCGACAGGUGAAUGAUAACUGUUUAUAUUUGAACGCUCGUCGAAGAGAGCAAGAGUCAGUUGGAAAAAAAAUCACGGGCUCAGUAACAUCUUGAAUCUAGAGCUGAGCCAAGGUGUGUUCUAGGGUUAGCGUGUUGAUUUACCAUUCGAAACGUAGGGAAGCAGCAAGUAAAAUUGUGUGUCCAGCAAUCAGUUUUAUUGUCCGGAGAUUACUUGAAGUGAUUUUUGAUUACGAAGGAAAGUGAGAGUGAACGGAGAAGUCAAAAUGUCGCGUUUGUCUUACGAAGCAUUCUUGGCGCAGCGCAAAGAGAUAAUCCAACAGGAGGAAAGCCGUGCCCUUGGCGCAGACAUCGUUCUGACCGAAGAUGAGACAAAGGUCAACGAAUUUGUAAUGAAGCUGAAGAAGGCCGAGUUGGAGGAAGGCUUCAAUGCACCGGUCGAGUUUGCACCAUCGCGUCAUUUCUUCCAAGUGCUGGACAAAAUAAGUCAAUCACCGCUUUACCAGUUGCUUCGAAAGAUGCCCAAAGGCGGUAUUCUUCACACGCACGAUACAGCCAUGGGCAACACAGAUGCUAUCAUUCAAGCUACUCACCGGGAACACCUUUGGCAAAGUGGAGAUUUCGGUGGCUCGAAUCCGAUUCACUACCGCUUUUCGAAAACAAAACCGGCCCCAAUCGAUGGUGCCGGCGAGUGGCACCUCGUGUCUGACAUCCGCAAGGAACUUGGCUCUGAAAAGUAUGAUCUAAACGUCAAAAACUUGCUCUCAUUAUUCCACCAAGAUCCACACCACGCCUACCAUUGCGUUAAUCACGUUUGGAGUAAGUUUGCUCAGAUUUUCAUCACUCUAGAACCCCUCGUUACCUACAAACCUGUUUGGGAUGAAUAUUACCUUCACGCGCUGGAGCAAACUUAUGCCGAUAAUGUGUGCUACGUUGAAUUCCGGGGCCUUUUGCCACCAGUCUAUGAUUUGGAGGGAAAAAUUUACACCUCCGAAGAAAUUGUACAAAACUACAUAGACCUCACCGAGCAGUUCCAGCAAGCUCAUCCGGAUUUUGUUGGUGUCAAAUUUAUCUACGCACCACUCCGUAUCGUGGACGAUAACACCUACGCUCAGUAUUUUGAUACUGCCGAGAAACUACACAAGCGAUUCCCUACAUUUAUGGCUGGGUUCGAUUUGGUGGGACAGGAAGAUCUGGGACGGCCAUUCACCGAUGUCAAUGAUCGGCUGCUCAACAUGAGCCCCACCAUCCAAUUCUUUUUCCAUGCCGGAGAAACAAACUGGUGCGGACUAUCCGACGAUAAUUUGAUUGACGCCAUUCUGCUGGGAACGAAACGCAUCGGCCACGGAUUUGCUGCCGUCAAGCAUCCGCGAGUGUUGGAGGAAAUCAAGAAGCGGAACAUUUGUAUCGAGCUGAAUCCGAUUUCGAAUCAGGUGCUCAAACUGGUCGACGACAUGCGGAACCACGUGGGAGCGAUCCUAUUCUCGGACAAUUAUCCGGUGGUGGUAUCCUCAGAUGAUCCGGCCUUCUGGUGUGCGUCCCCGCUGAGUCACGACUUUUACGUAGCCUUUCUGGGAUUGGCCUCAGCUCGGCAGGAUUUGCGGUUACUGAAAAAGCUGGCCCUAAACAGCAUAGAGUACAGUGCAAUGUCUCCGGCCGAGAAGGACGAGGCCAAACAGAAGUGGACCGUCGCUUGGAACAAAUUUAUCGCCGAAACUUUGAAAUCAAUUUCAUGAGAGAGAGAAAAAUCUGAAUAAAAAUUGGAAAU
Messenger RNA from Uranotaenia lowii, 1839 nucleotides. Its product is annotated as adenosine deaminase AGSA-like. Lineage: Eukaryota; Metazoa; Arthropoda; Insecta; Diptera; Culicidae. Bases 338 to 1807 code for a protein of 489 amino acids. Gene Ontology annotation, molecular function: adenosine deaminase activity. Gene Ontology annotation, biological process: inosine biosynthetic process; adenosine catabolic process. The transcript is spliced from 2 exons. The record is from RefSeq and is a predicted model, not a curated record.